Molecule: messenger RNA, 4007 nt
Organism: Heterocephalus glaber (naked mole-rat)
Lineage: Eukaryota; Metazoa; Chordata; Mammalia; Rodentia; Bathyergidae
Gene: Fkrp
Product: fukutin related protein
Biological process (GO): protein O-linked glycosylation via mannose
Cellular component (GO): Golgi apparatus
Source: RefSeq, a predicted model, not a curated record
CGGGGGGGGGCGCGCACCCCACGAGGGCAAAGGAGACCCUAGACCCGCACGACGGUCGCCCACGCAGGAGCGAGAGUUUGGAAGGGGCUGCUUUCUGCCCCCCUCCUCUCACUUUGCUCUAAAGAGAGAGCCUUCUGCCAGACCCAAAUAUCCUGCUGCACAAUCGCUUUCACUCUGAAAUUAAGGGUGGCCUCCUUGGGUGGUUUCAGCAGUGGUCCUGUCCUCUCAGAUUCCUGGCCAGGUCGGUUGUCAUGAUAACCCUUCCCCAGACUAGAGCACCCCAGUCUCCUCUCCCCUACCCCUUUGUAGUUUGGAGCCCCAAACCUCUUCUGUCCUCACCAGGAGGAGGUUGCUAAGGUAACCUAAGUCUCUCGUGGUCCUUCUGCCCCAUAAUCAGUUACUAUGGGAACCCCCACACCUUGCACUCAGGUAGGAAGAACCCCAGCCCCAAGGUCACUUGCCUCUAAGAAAAAUACUAUCUCUUCCCCAACCCCUCCUCCACAGCCACCUAGUUGGGAUUACCAUGGUAACCAUCAUUCCCUUUCCAUCAUGGGAGGUCCAUGGACCUAACCCACCAGGUGUUUUUAUCUAAAGGAGGGGAUUCUCUCCUGCAAAGCAGUUGCUGUGGUUACAGGAUCUGGACCAUAUGUGCAUGGGGGUAGGGGGUGAGAACAGGCAAACCCGAGCACUGGUUACUAUGAUAACAGGACAAACUCCCCUACCCUCUCCAGUGACCUUAGGAACUAAACUCACCAAGCAAGGUCGGGACAUUUUGGGAUUUUCUGUAGGAGGCAAUAUGUCUAGGGAAGGAGUUGUCAUGGUAACAAUACUAGCCCUACCUUUUCUGAGCACAUUCAGGAGAGAGGGAUGGUUAUAGGUUGGUAUGAAAACUGACAUCCCUCCUGCCCACCCCAUUCCACUCCUGAGAUGCCCCAGGUGGUGCCCAAGUUUAUAGGACUUCAAGAAAAAGGGUUCCCAGAGGGCGGGGAUUUACCUCACUGGUUUGGAUGCCUGCUGCGCAAACGCAAGGACCCGAUUCGAUCCCUAGUAGAAAAAAAAAAAGAAAAAGGGUUCCCUGACCUUGUAGGUGUCACUUUCUUGGGAACGAUGAAAUUGGGUUCUAUUGUGCCGAAUCAGCUAACUUGUGGUUUUCUGGUUUUCCUUCCCUCAGUGGAACAGCUGAGCUGGACUGGAACUGCCCUCCUGAAACUUCCCCAGCCUACAGCCUAGGAGGAUGCCCUGGUUGCCCAGCUAGGGCCUGGCCUCGGCCCCAUGCGGCUCACGCGCUGCCAGGUUGCCCAGGCUGCCCUGGCAGCCGCCAUCACCCUCAACCUCCUGGUCCUCUUCUACUUCUCAUGGCUGCAGCACCAGCCCAGGAACUUCCGGGCCCGCAGCCCCCGCCGGACAACCACUCCCGGUCCCCGCGUCACCGUCCUGGUGAGAGAGUUUGAGACCUUUGACAACGCAGUGCCAGAGCUUGUGGACUCCUUCCUGCAGCAAGACCCAGCCCAGCCCGUGGUGGUGGUGGCCGACACCCUCCCUUACCCACCUCUCGCCUUGCCCCGCAUCCCCAAUGUUCGCCUGGCCCUGCUCCAGCCCACCCUGGACCGGCCUGCCGCCGCCUCGCGCCCAGAGACCUACGUAGCCACCGAGUUCGUGGCCCUGGUGCCCGAUGGGGCUCGGGCCGAGUCACCAGGCCAGCUAGAGCGCAUGGUGGAGGCGCUGCGGGCAGGAGGCGCACGCCUGGUGGCCGCCCCAGUCGCUACUGCCAACCCUGCCCGCUGCCUAGCGUUAAAUGUCAGCCUGCGGGAGUGGACAGCCCACUACGUCCAGUUGCCCGCCACGCCCCGCUGCGACGCCCUGGAUGGCGACGCAGUGGUUCUGCUGCACACCCGAGACCUCUUCAACCUCUCGGCGCCGCUGGCACGGCCGCUGGGCAGCAGCCUCUUCCUGCAGACCGCCCUGCGUGGCUGGCCAGUCCAGCUGCUGGCCCUUCCCUUCGCCUCGGCCCGCCAGCCCCCGCUGGCCACGGCACACGCGCGCUGGAAGGCAGAGCGCGAGGGGCGAGCGAGGCGGGCAGCGCUGCUGCGCGCGCUGGGCAUCCGCCUGGUGAGCUGGCCAGGUGGGCGGCUCGAGUGGUUCGGCUGCAGCAAGGAGAGUGCACGCUGCUUCGGGACUGUGGUGGGCGACACGCCCGCCUACCUGUACGAGGGGCGCUGGACGCCUCCGUGCUGCCUGCGCGCGCUGCGCGAGACGGCGCGCUACGUGGUGGGCGUGCUGGAGGCCGCGGGCGUGCGCUACUGGCUGGAGGGCGGCUCGCUGCUGGGGGCAGCACGCCACGGCGACAUCAUCCCUUGGGACUACGACGUGGACCUGGGCAUCUACCUGGAGGACGUGGGCAACUGCGAGCAGCUGCGGGGGGCCGAGGCCGGCUCGGUGGUGGACGAGCGUGGCUUCGUGUGGGAGAAGGCCGUGGAGGGCGACUUCUUCCGCGUGCAGUACAGCGAGACGAACCACCUGCACGUGGACCUGUGGCCCUUCUACCCCCGCAACGGGGUCAUGACCAAGGACACAUGGCUGGACCACCGGCAAGACGUCGAGUUCCCCGAGCACUUCCUCCAGCCUCUAGUGCCCCUGCCCUUUGCCGGCUUUGUGGCUCAGGCCCCCAAUAACUACCGCCGCUUCUUGGAGCUCAAGUUCGGCCCUGGGGUCAUUGAGAACCCAGAAUACCCGAACCCCGCACUCCUGAGUUUGACAGGUGGCUGAAGCUCCGACGCCGGAACCUGGGGGCCCUGGGGUGAGGGGAACGUUCAGUACGGGGAGCUUCCUUUAUUUUCUGGGGUCUGUCUGGUUGUGGAAAAGCUUUAAUGGAGUGUGGGGUCCGUGUGCUGGAGACAAGAAGCCCUGGGAGGGAGCGAGAACCUGGCUCUUCCAGAAGGAACCAGGACCGGAAGCAACACCCAGAGAUUCCCCAGUGGUCCUGCCCACUGUGAGGGGCGGAUGUGACGGGACAUCCUGGGUCAUCCGAGUAACUGGCAGAGCUGCUGGCGUUUGGACAGGGGCAGGGAUGGCAGGCCGUCUUUGGGGGCCUGGCAAGUCCCAAACCUCCAAGAAGUGUCCGGUGCCCGGAUCUGGGACAGUUUGGGAAAGAGAGUAGGUUCUGGAUUCUGGCGCUACUACUUUGGGGGAGUGUCUCUGCCUCAGUUUCCUCCCCGAUUCCCAGGGCUGGGUAAGGCAAUAAGCUUGCCCGACCUUGGCUGCUGGGAUCGCGUGCUCCACUAGAGGGCGUGUCUGUCCCGCUCCUGGUGGCGGCCUGUGGCUGCCAGGGUUCCAUAACCAUCGCAUCUAUUCAGCCUUUGGUCUCAGAAGGACUGUGGGAGGUGGAGCAGCAGUGGCUGUCUCACCCUCUGCAGUGUGACUCCUUCCCUGCGGGACUGUGAGCUCCCGGAUUCUCUUAACCCAGACUUGCUGAGGAGGGAACAGCGCCUUGGGCUGUGGAUAAACGGGGUAUGGAUCCCAGCUCACUCCUUACCCUACCUCAGAGCUUCAGCUCUCAGCACCUGCGCCCCACUCGCCAGGAGGCCAACAGUAGCUCGGCUCACAGUGACGGAGCCCUUAUCUAUCAGGCACCAUGCCUCACUCAGUGUUAAACAGACUCACUGACUUGUCCUCACUUCACCCCUCUGAAGUGACAGCUGCUAUUGGUCCAUUUUGUAGCGGACAACUGAGGUGACGUCACUUGCCCAAGGGCAGAGAGCUUCAGAACUAGCAGAUCAGGGACUUGAACCCAAGCUGUCGGGCUCCAGAGUCCACACUUGACCUCCUCCCUACACCCCCUCUAGAAAUGGCACCCAGAGUGGCUGGGAGACUGCCAUUCCGUGGGUAAAUAGUAUUGGUCAUGUACUCCAGUGUGUUUCUGUUUAUAAAUUAUGCACAAAUACUGCUAUCAGUGUAUAAGAUUUAAGUUAUUACAUUUUAAAAUAAAAAGGGAAUAUAAAUAGAAGUUA